Molecule: messenger RNA, 1074 nt
Organism: Fimicolochytrium jonesii
Lineage: Eukaryota; Fungi; Chytridiomycota; Chytridiomycetes; Spizellomycetales; Powellomycetaceae
Exons: 5
Coding region: 177-1046 (289 amino acids)
Biological process (GO): vesicle fusion; exocytosis
Cellular component (GO): SNARE complex; plasma membrane
Molecular function (GO): SNAP receptor activity; syntaxin binding
Source: RefSeq, a predicted model, not a curated record
CACUGAGAGGAUCCCAAGGGCAAGAAGAACAUCGUAGUCAAUUACCACAACUGACUCUCUGGUCAUCGGCGAAACCCGAAGCGGUAGUGUACUGUUCGAGUUGUUCGUUUAUCCCGGCACCGGCGCCGCCCACUUCCCUACCCUAAAACGCUCCCAGCCCCGUCUCGUCAGCAGCCAUGGCGUCAAUGCGGGACGCCAUGCGGCGUCUGCAAGUCGUCUACGAAGCUUGUGCGCCCGAACCCACGGCGGACGAAGGCGCCGACGGCAAAAAGAUCGAUGAGUUCACACGGAUACGCAAAAAGAUCCAUCUGGACGUCAAGGAAGUCCGCAAUGAGCUCAAGGAGCGUGAGGAGAUCAUGUCGUUAGGAGGCACCACGACGGAGAGUGCGGAGAAGAGUUACCGCAUUAGAGUGGCGAUUAGGGCACUGAAGGAGCAGGCGUCGCGGAUGGCGGAGAUUGUUGCGAAGGAGGAACGGAAGAAAAAGAAAGAUCCAGAAUCUGUGGCGAAUCUAGCUCAACGGCGUGAGAUCCUCGAUCUUUGCCAAAAACACAUCGAAGAGUGCGAGAAUCUCGAGAAACGGCGGUUCAAUGAGGGGCAUGUCGCCGACCGGAGCGAGUUGCUGGCGGGAGCAAGACCACCCGAACGCCGUCGGGGUAGAGGCAACAAAGCCGCCGAUCCAGAGGAGCCACCACCAGACCCGUUCACAAACACAGAUCUGCCGGACAUCGACGUAGAGGAGGAUUUCAAACGGAUUGGGGAGCGUAACAAAUUGAUCGACAACGAUCUGGAUCAGAUAGGUGCUGGUGUGGCUAAGCUGAAGGAGUUGGCUAAUGAGAUGGGGAAUGAGCUGGACCGGCAAAACGAGCAACUAGACAACAUCGAGCGAGGGGUGGAUGGGGCUUUAGAUCGCGUAGACAAUCUGAAUGUGAAAAUGCGCGUGGCUGUCGAUAAGGUCAUGAAAGGAGACAGGUUUAUAGUAAAUUGCGUGCUGAUGUGUGUCGUGCUAGCGCUCGUCGCAUUCAUCUCCGGUCAGUUCGCAACGUGACCUGUCCUACAUGGGACGCAGCUGCUAC